AUGAGUGAUACACCUGUUACUUCAGAGUUCAGCUCAAGGCUCAGGAUCGCACACUUCACUAGACAACUCAUUGAUAGAAUGACCACUUAUUAUGAGGAAGCUCCUGACUUGCAAGAUGAGGCUGAGAUCAGUUUUUACCAGAAAUCUGUUCAUUUCAACUCAUUGAAUUCUUCACUGUUCCUCACCCUUAGAAUGCUAACUUUUAAUGAUGAUCUGAAUCAACCUAUCUAUUACACCGCAGGCAAUCUUAUGAAUCUUAUGCAGAUGAUGCUACAGAAUCAGAUAGCUGCGGCUGAAACCACUCAACAUCUCACUACAUCUGUAUAA
This is a messenger RNA of Blastomyces dermatitidis ER-3, 327 nucleotides long. RefSeq lists its product as uncharacterized. The coding region runs from base 1 to 327 and encodes 108 amino acids. The record is from RefSeq and is a predicted model, not a curated record. NCBI's taxonomy places the organism in Eukaryota, Fungi, Ascomycota, Eurotiomycetes, Onygenales, Ajellomycetaceae. The transcript has 2 exons.